AUGUGCAUCAUAGAGCGCAUCGUCAAGGCCUGCGGCUGCGUCAAGUACCGGGACAGGACCUGCCACCCGCAGGGCAUGCCCGCGUACGACUGGUGUCCCACGACGCGCAGGCGUCAGGUCUGGCCGAUCAAGGUCACCCAGGAGGGCUGGAUCUUCACGACCUCGACCUCGCCCGAUCCGUGCCUCGGCAAGUGCGGCUGUACGGAGCAGGGCGACACCGUCCACGCGUACGAGUGGGUGGCGUGGGGUAUGCGGCCAGUGCGGUGCACUCCGCAGACCGAAGCCGAGUUCUUUGGCCCGGCGCCGGCGAAGCAGACGGAGGGCUUCGAGGCGAGCGAAGGCGCGGCCGCCCCUCAGCUCUUGCGGGAAGCGUCGAUGGCGCGGAAGAGGGCGCGGGGUGGGAAGGGCCCGCACCCGACUCUCGAGUUCAACGACGACGAGUACCUGGAGCGGUUUGGCAUGGGUCAGGGCCUGGGUCCGGACCAUUAUAGCUAUUACAACGACCCGGACUAUCUGGCGUUUGAUCAGCGGAUGGCUCGUGAGAAGGCCAGAGCGAUCAUGAGCCCCGAGGAGCGAGAGAAGGAGGAGGCCGAGGAGGCUCUAGAGAAGGAAAGAGAAGACGCGGCUGUACGGAGGAGAAUUGCCUCGUGGGAUACCAGUUACACGUCAAGAGAGUACGCGGGCUUCCUCAGUCACGAUAAGCGUGAGAACAAGGUCAUCCCAUCGGGCCCCAGAGUUUUGGUGUCGCCUGCGUCUGAUAAUGAUGAUGGAGAUGAAGUUGAAGAUGAACCUGAAUCGGUUGAAAGACAAAGUAGCAGCAGGACAGGCACCACACAGCAGCAGGCAGGCCCGUCAAAGCCUCGUUCUCAAGCUGGGUCUCACCAAAAGACUAGUCGCGCAGGUACUCCGUCGGCUAGUCCCAGCAAUCCCGCCAAGUUAUCCAACCAGCCCGCCUCGAAAGCCGACAAGCUCAGAAAAGAAAGCAAUAAGAAGAUCGACAAGGGCAAAGGCAAAGCGUUAUAUUAG
Drepanopeziza brunnea f. sp. 'multigermtubi' MB_m1 is the source of this 1026-nucleotide messenger RNA. RefSeq lists its product as uncharacterized. The record is from RefSeq and is a predicted model, not a curated record. NCBI's taxonomy places the organism in Eukaryota, Fungi, Ascomycota, Leotiomycetes, Helotiales, Drepanopezizaceae.